Helianthus annuus (common sunflower) is the source of this 1899-nucleotide messenger RNA. RefSeq names its product ribulose-1,5 bisphosphate carboxylase/oxygenase large subunit N-methyltransferase, chloroplastic. Gene Ontology annotation, molecular function: protein-lysine N-methyltransferase activity. Bases 63 to 1694 code for a protein of 543 amino acids. The transcript is spliced from 16 exons. The record is from RefSeq and is a predicted model, not a curated record. Gene Ontology annotation, biological process: peptidyl-lysine monomethylation. NCBI's taxonomy places the organism in Eukaryota, Viridiplantae, Streptophyta, Magnoliopsida, Asterales, Asteraceae.
ACAAGUGAAAAAAUUUUUAAAAACCAAAACCCCAAACUAAAAAAAAGAAAACAUUUGCAGCCAUGGGAGACACUGAAGAAUCAAAGCUUCAACUUCUUCUUGAAUGGUUAAAGUUAAAUGGAGUGGAAUUACGCGGUUGUGACAUCAAAUACAACAAUUCAAACAAAGGGUUUGGUGUAUAUUCAUCUAAUGCUGCCACUGAUGGGGUUUUAUUGGUGGUUCCUCUUAAUUUGGCUAUAACUCCAAUGAGGGUAUUGCAAGAUCCUAUUUUGGGACCUGUUUGCUCAGCAAUGUUUGAGGAAGGAGAAGUGGAUGACAGAUUUUUGAUAAUCUUGUUUCUCACGUUCGAGUCUAUACGAAAAAAUUCUUCCUGGAAACCGUACCUUGAUAUGCUUCCAACUACUUUCGGAAUUCCACUUUGGUUCUCUGAAGACGAGUUGUCGGAGCUAAGUGGGACUACUUUGUUUAAGGCAACCGAAUUGCAGAAAAAGAGUUUGCGGUCCUUGUACGAUGAUAAAGUGAAAGAGCUUGUGAAGAAGCUUUUGAUUCUUGAUGGUGACUUAGAAAGCGAAGUAUGCUUCAAUGACUUUCUUUGGGCGAAUUCGAUAUUUUGGACUCGUGCUUUGAGUAUCCCUCUUCCUCGCUCUUUUGUAUUUCCCCAAAUUCAAGAAGAAGAACAUAAUCAUGCAUCCAGUACAGAGUUAGCUAAUGGUGAUAAUGACAUAAAAUUGGAGGUCAAUACGUCUUCCAUACAAGCAGAGACUGUUUGGGUCGAGGGUCUUGUUCCUGGCAUUGAUUUUUGCAACCAUGAUUUGAAGGCUGCAGCAACAUGGGAAGUUGAUGGAACGGGAUCAGCAACCGGCGUUCCUUUGUCCAUGUAUCUUCUUUCUGUUGAAGAAGCUCGUCUUAAAAUUGGGGAAGAGAUAUCAAUCAGCUACGGUAACAAAGGAAACGAGGAACUUCUAUACCUAUAUGGAUUUGUCACUGAUAGUAACCCGAAUGAUUAUAUUAUGGUACACUAUCCAGCCGAAGCUAUCAAAGACGCACCGUUUUCACAAACCAAACUACAACUUCUAGAAGCACAAAAAGCUGAAAUGAGGUGCCUUUUAUCAAAAAAAUCGCUUGAUCAUGGGUUCUUUUCAAGUGAAAAAGAAACCAGAGAUAAAGUCAAAGAGACUGAAGUUGUUAACUAUAGUUGGAGCGGUCAACGCAAGACACCGUCUUACCUAAACAGCCUCGUUUUUCCCGACGAAUUCUUAACGUGCUUGAGGACUAUUGCCAUGAGUGAAGAUGAGAUAUUUUGGGUUUCGUCUUUGCUUGAAGAGCUUGUUGAUUCGGAAGGGGACAGACAACCAUCGGAUAUAGAAGUACGUGCAGCUGUAUGGGAAGCUUGUGGGGAUGCGGGCGCCCUACAAUUGCUCGUUGAUCUUCUAAAUACACGGAUGAUGGAUCUUGAAGAGGGGUCAGGAACGGAAGAUUCUGACACCGAGUUACUUGAGAAGGCCGUCUGCUACAAAAACAAAACGCCAGAAGAUGGCAAAAGCAAUGGCACCAAUGAAGCAUCUAAGAAUGAAGAAAUGAGUCGAAACAAAUAUGCAAGCAUAGUGUACAGGCGAGGUCAAAAGCAACUCACCCGACAAUUCCUCAAAGAAGCAGAACACGCGUUACAGUUAGCUUUGAGUGAAAGUAAUUAAAACAUACCGUUUUAACGACUUUCAACUCCGUUUCUUACUAGACAUUAGUAGUUUAGUAUCUUAAGUAUAUUGUUUUGUGUUAAACUUCUGGGAUUAACUUGUACAUGUUGCUAUUGGCUGGAUGUUGGUUAUUUUAAGCCCAGAUGGGAAGUUAUAUAUGAUUAUGAUAUACUGGCUUGGAUUUUGAAGCUUGUAUAUUUAAACC